Messenger RNA from Pseudozyma flocculosa PF-1, 3123 nucleotides. RefSeq lists its product as uncharacterized. Gene Ontology annotation, cellular component: cytoplasmic exosome (RNase complex); nuclear exosome (RNase complex). The record is from RefSeq and is a predicted model, not a curated record. Gene Ontology annotation, molecular function: endonuclease activity; 3'-5'-RNA exonuclease activity; RNA binding. Lineage: Eukaryota; Fungi; Basidiomycota; Ustilaginomycetes; Ustilaginales; Ustilaginaceae. The transcript has 2 exons. Gene Ontology annotation, biological process: rRNA catabolic process. The coding region runs from base 1 to 3123 and encodes 1040 amino acids.
AUGGUCCAGAUCUCCAUCCAGAAGCGUCCGCUCGCCGGUGCGGAGCUCGAGGCGAGCCAGCGCAAGUACUUUCGCAAGACGGCGCGCGGCAAAGUUAUAAAGGUCCUCCGCGAGCGCUAUCUCCGCGAUGACAUCCCCUGCGGCAGUGUCGCCUGCCAAAAGUGCCAACCCCUCCACGAUGCCAUCCAGAGGGACGUCGAGCAGGGUCUUGCGCACAAAAAGGCCUGGCUCAACGCAAAGGGCCUGUCCAACGCCAAGGUCGACCGUCAGCACUACGUCGUCGUCGACACCAACGCUUUCCUCCACCAGAUGGACCUCCUCGAGAAUCCGGCCUUUACCGACGUCAUCGUCCUACAGACCGUAAUGGACGAGGUCAGGCACCGCAGCCUGCCCCUCUACAACCGCCUCAAGAACCUCAUCGCCGACCCCGACCGGAGGUUCUGGGUAUUCUACAACGACUUCGGAAGAUCGACGGCCGUGACUCGCCUCGAUGACGAGUCGCCAAACGACCGCAACGACCGCGCCAUUCGUACUGCCGUCAAGUGGUACCGUGCUCACCUCAUGGCCUCGACCGGACCUGGAUCGUCCACCAAGGCCAACCUGGACGUCAUCCUCAUCAGCGAUGACCAAGACAACGUGCGCAAGGCCAUCGACUCGGGCCUCCGCGCCCUCUCGGUCAAGGACUACGUCGAGGGCAUGUCCAAUGCCGAACAGCUUCUCGACCUCCUCUCGGCUAGGACCAUUGGCGGCUUCGGUGGUGCCGGCAGCGGAAGCGGGGAGAAGCGCACCGUCCUCUACCCCGAGCACCUGCCGCAGAACACUGUGACCGCCGGUAUCAAGUCUGGUGCGCUCGCUCAGGGUUUCUUCAACGCCAACCCGUACAACUAUCUCGAGGGCACCGUGCGGACGCAGGCCUACGAUCGCCCGGUGCUCCUCGUUGGUCGCGAAGCCAUGAACCGCGCUAUCGAUGGCGACAUUGUGGCGGUUCAGAUCCUGCCCAAGGAGGAGUGGAAGGCGGCAACCGAGGAGGUCAUCGACGCCGAUGCGGCACUGCGCAACGACGACGUCGAGGGCAGCGACGGCGAGGGUGGAAACGAGGAGGACGACGAAGAGGCGAGGCUGGCGCGAAAGGAGCAGGCCGACGCAGAGGCAAAUGCGCGCUCCACGAAGGGAGAGCCGCAGCCGACGGGCAAGGUGGUCGGCAUCGUGCGGCGCAACUGGCGAUCCUACGUCGCCCACGUCGAUGUCACUUCGGUCAACGAGUCGGCGCUCGGAGGCCUCGCAGCGCAGUCUCUUUUCGCUACACCCGUCGAUCGCAAAGUCCCGAGGAUCCGUAUCCGCACGCGCCAGGCCAAGGAUCUCAUCGGUCAGAAGAUCCUCGUCGCGCUCGAUGCCUGGAGACCUACCAGCCGCUACCCCGACGGCCACUUUGUUCGCGCGCUCGGUGCGACCGAAAGCAAGGAGGCGGAGCAGGAGUCGCUGCUGCUCGAGCACGACGUGCCCUACCGGCCGUUUAGCAAGGCCAUCCUCGACUGCCUUCCCGUCGAAGGCGACGAGUGGAAGGUGCCGCCCAAGGACAUGACGCACAAGGCGUGGCGCGACCGCGUUGACCUGCGCGACGAGAACAUCUGCAGCAUCGAUCCGGUCGGGUGUCAGGACAUCGACGACGCGCUCCACGCCAAGCGGCUGCCCAACGGCAACAUCGAGGCCGGCGUACACAUCGCCGACGUGUCGUACUUUGUGCGUCCAGACACGCCCAUGGACUCCGAGGCCGCCUCGCGCGGCACGACCGUCUACCUGGUGGACCGCCGUAUCGACAUGCUGCCGCACCUGCUCGGCACCAACCUCUGCUCGCUGCGGCCCUACGUCGAGCGGCUGGCCUUCUCGGCCAUCUGGGAGAUGACGCCCGAGGCCGACAUCGUCAGCGUUCGCUUCCACAAGUCGGUGAUCGCCUCCAAGGCGGCCUUCACCUACGAGGAGGCGCAGACCCGCAAGGACGACCCGACCAAGGACGACGCCAUCACGCAGUCGGUGCGGCUGCUCAACUCGCUGGCCAUUCAGCUCAAAAAGAAGCGGAUGGACGCCGGCGCGCUCAACCUGGCCUCGCCCGAGGUGCGCAUCCACCUCGACUCGUCCGAGACUGCCGGGCCGAUCGACGUCGAACAGAAGGAGAUGCGCGAGACCAACAGCCUGGUGGAGGAGUUCAUGCUGCUCGCCAACGUGUCGGUGGCCGAAAAGAUCUACGAGACCUUCCCGAUGACGGCGGUGCUGCGACGCCACCUGCCGCCACCCAAGACCAACUUUGAGACGCUGCAGGACAUUCUGCACAAGCGCAAGGGCAUGGACCUCGACACGUCGAGCUCGGGCGCGCUGGCGGCGUCGCUCGACCUCUGCGUCGACCCCGCCGAGCCGGCGUUCAACACCCUGGUGCGCAUCAUGGCGACGCGCUGCAUGCUGUCGGCCGAGUACUUCUGCUCUGGCUCCGUGGCGCGCGACACGUUUGGGCACUACGGUCUGGCGUGCGGCAUGUACACGCACUUUACCUCGCCCAUCCGUCGGUUCGCCGACGUGCUCGCCCACCGGCAGCUGGCGGCCGCCAUCAACUACGAGCCUCUGCACGCGUCGCUGCACAGCAAGGACCAUGUCGACGACAUCCUCAAGGUGGUCAACAAGCGCCACCGCUCCGCCCAGAUGGCCGGUCGCGCCUCGGUCGAGUUCUACGUCGGCCUGUCAAUCACGGAAAAGAACCAGCUGCUCGAGCAGCAGCAGCAGCAGCAGGAGAAGCAGCAGGAGAAGCCGUCAAAGACCAAGAAGAAGGCGACGGCUUCGCAGCAGCUGGCAUUGGCCAACGGGGUGAGGCUGCGCGAAGAGGCCUUCGUGAUCCGCACCUUCCGCAAUGGCAUCGCCGUCUUUGUCAACAAGUUCGGCCUCGAGGGCCUGAUCACGUUCAAGGGCGAGGUCGAGUUUGACGCGGAAAACUACCAGGUCACGAUCCCGACCGACGUGAGCGGGCUGUCGAGGCCCGCCACGCUCGGCAUCUUUGACACGUGCACCGUCGAGAUUGGCGUCGAAAAGGACCAGAACACCAAGAGGGGCAAGACCAAGAUGUGGCUCGUCGAGUAG